AUGAACCCCGACGGCGACGACGACCGCUCGUCUUCCACCCCGACCGCCGCGUCCAAAUCAGUUUCCGGCCAGGAAAAAGAGAAGCCCCGUUUGACCGACCAGGAGAAGAAGAAUAAUCACAUCGCCUCCGAGCAGAAGCGUCGUGCCGCGAUCCGUGAGGGUUUCGACCGUCUGACUGAGCUGGUGCCUGGCUUGGAGGGGCAGGGCCGCAGCGAAAGCAUUGUGCUGCAGAAGACCGUCGACUUCAUCCACCUGAAGCUGCAGGAGCGUCACAACCUUAUCGCCGAAAUUGAGAACAAAGGUGGACGAGUUGAUGAUUCCUUCCGGCCCUCAUAG
Molecule: messenger RNA, 336 nt
Organism: Penicillium argentinense
Lineage: Eukaryota; Fungi; Ascomycota; Eurotiomycetes; Eurotiales; Aspergillaceae
Exons: 1
Coding region: 1-336 (111 amino acids)
Biological process (GO): regulation of transcription by RNA polymerase II
Molecular function (GO): DNA-binding transcription factor activity, RNA polymerase II-specific; RNA polymerase II cis-regulatory region sequence-specific DNA binding; protein dimerization activity
Source: RefSeq, a predicted model, not a curated record